UUAAAACUCUUUUCAGGAAAAGGAGAAGAGAUGACAAUGAGGAAGACACCCACCUUCCCCGUCAUUCGAAGAGGAAUAAGAAGGACCAGGCCUUCCAGGACCCUCGGGCUAUAGAGUCUGGAUUUUCCCGGCUGCACACAUUCCUCCUGGCUAUCGCCUAGUUAUUCCACAAGUCUCCACCUUCACUUUUCCUCCUGGAACCAGGGCUCAGGGUGGCCUCCGGCUCAGACUAGAGCCCCAUGGAUCCGCUGCAGAAAUGGGAUCCAAUGUCGAUUUCCAUGCCCUCCUGCAUGGCCACUGUGACAAGCUCCCAAGAGGCCUCAGCAGGCUCUCAGCCUUCCUCCUCAGAAAAGCUAAGGAUGAGUCUGAGUGGCCUGAGCCUCUGCCGCAGCCCUGGCUCAGUUGCCCCUGCUCCUCUGUCAGAGGGACUGCUCCAGCAACAGGCCUGAGAGAAGAAGGCCCUGUGGCAGCAAUACUGGGAAAAGCAGGGCUUUCCUCAGAGGAAGAAAGUCUUCCUGAGACACUCGAGACGCUGGCACCGGGAUCACAUGGCACCUUACCUGCUUGAAAGGGAUGUCAGAGGCUCUCCCUCAGGUGACAGAGCUCAGAAUCAGCUCCGGUGCCAGGGCCACGUGCCAAGCAUUGCUGGGGUGAGUGGAGACGGGAACAAGGCUCCCAACCCCCCCUCCUGGGAAACGCUGGUACAGGGCCUCAGUGGCCUCACCCUCAGCCUGGGAGCCAACAGACCGAGCCCCCUGCCUGAGGGGCCUGGGGAGCAUCAGGAGCCAGAGCAGAUGCUCCAGCUGGAGAGGCAGCAGGAAAGCAUGAGGAUGUUCCAGAGGAUGCUCAAGUAGAGGAUGGAAGAAGGCCGCGGAGCUGGCUCCCAGAGGAUGGAGGUGAAAACGUAUUCAGACAGUGUGGCACGGCCAGCUCAGGGGCCCAGACCCUUCUGAGAUCAAGGCAGUCAGCUGCCUUUGGAUGAGUCCCAACACUUGUGCUAUGAUGGGAGUUGUCCUAGGAAAGGCUUCAACUUCCCUGCUUAUGUCUUUAAGCAUGCCUUUGUGGGUAUGGUGGUGUGUGUUAGCCGAUACAAAAGAAAACUGGGGACCAGGGAUCACUGAGCUCCCAUGUUGUGAUUCACACACAGAGUUUUCACUCAUUUUUCUGGGAACUCAAUGCCCCCAUCUUCCAGUUAAGAAGAACCAACAUCGUCUCUGUGUGUAUAUGUAUAUAUGUAUAUGUAUAUAUGAUGUAUAUAUAAGACAUACAUAUAUCUUCUAUAUGUCUUCUUGAUGUCAGUUUAUUGAGUGCCCCAGAAAAGGGCUUACAGAUAUGAUGGGAUGCAUGUUCUGGAUAGCAGACACAGAUCGACUUGCAGCUUCUAGAAGUUGAAGCAAGGGAAUGCAGGCUUAAAGCAGCUAGCUACCGAAUGCACUGUAUUAGGUAAAAACCCCAGGGUUUGAACCUACACGGAACAAGAGAGGAGUCCCUCCUUAGCCAUACCAAAUCCUGGAUCUCUGCAGGAAUUAACUAUUGUUCACUCUGCCAUAGCAGAGGCUGACUUGAAAUUUCAGAACUGUGUCACAACCAACCCCCUUCCUCUUCAUCUGCUCAAUGAAAUCAUUUAAAGACAUGCAGCCAGGUCAAGAGAGGCAUAGUCUCAUGUAGAUGAGGAGACAAAGAGACGAGAAGCUCAAGUGUGCAUGCUGCGGUCAGCAUGGACAGUCUGGGGAAUGGGCAAGGACUGUACUGAAGGAAGGUUUGGGUGGCAUCAUUAUAGUGCCGGACAGUGGUGUACAUAUUGUUAUCACCAGAAACUGGUGAUAAGUGGCAAAUGUUCAUAAGAACUGUCUUCACGAGUCCCAUGUUUUCCAGUAGUGACAGUAUAAAUAACCAUUGCCUGGGUAUACACGUAUUAUGGAGUGGAAGCUGGGGAGGUCAGUUUGCCCUUAAGUUUGCUCUUACAGGUCAAGGGCCAGCAGUGGAAAGUAUUCCAUAGGUUUGUUAGUGGUAGUAUUGGGGAUCUGUGCAUGCUCUGUGUCUCUUAGCUGCUAAAAGACUCUGAUGAUUCAAGAGGGCAGAUGGGAGGGCAGAAUGCACCCCUCGUUGAAAUGACAAGAAGACCAGUCUUUGACCUGCCUAUAUGCCACACAGGUGGGGUGGGCUGGGGCCUUAUUCAAAUGAGAGAGUUGGCCAUUGCUCCAGGUUGCUGCUUAGCAACCACUGUGCAGUGCUCAGUGUAUGACUUCUCAAUGCUAGAGGGAGCUGGUGGAGUCUCGGAAACACAUCCCUGCCAGCCAUUUCGGGGUGCCUUGAUAGCUCUGAGUGUGAAGGCAUCCUGUUAGGAUAAAUCUUGUCUUCUAGGCGACAAGGGGAGACGGUGAGAUGUGUCCCUUGCUGUGCUCUCUGUAGUCCUAACUUCUCACAUGCCCCCUGACAUGCAGUCAGUGGACAGGGCACCUGUACCUCUGUCUGAUCAGUUGUGUCAGGGCGUACAAGUGGGUUUUACCUUCCCCAUCAUUGAAAUGAUUUGCUCUUUUCAAGUCUGUAGUGUCCUGUGCUUGUACCAGACGCCAUGAAAUGCCCUGUUCCAAAUGUGAAAACAUAUUCUCUUCUGUGACCAACUGCCUCCUGUUGUUAAUGUGGACUGGAAAGUCAUCAUGUCAUUUUGUCAGAGAUUUGGGAAGGUGAAAAAACUGUGUAGUGAUCUCCACCCUAAUCCAGUAGUCAACUUGUUUGUUCAACACGUUGUGAGUUUCGUAACACAUGGUCUAAGCCACACUACUGAUAUGUGACAAGUUAAAUUUCCACUACAGUUAAGUUUUCUUUGUUACUUUACGAUAUUCCUUCCUUGAUACAGCAAUGCUUACUUUUGUCCUUUUCAACAGUGGAUCUCUUGGUGUAGGUGGUUUCUUCCUGUCACAUCUUCCCCUACCCGAUUCUUCACCUGCCUGACGGUCUUCCUGACGGCACCUCUUCAUGCAGUAUGACCACAUGCCCCUUGUCAGAAUACACACUGGUAAAGUUUCAGAGAGAGAUGACAGAGUAGGAGGAGGUCACUGAACCAUGUGGCCUAAGGCCCACCUCCCUGGAUAGUCAAGUGAGCCACCUCAACCAACAACAGGAUCCACUGUGAUUCUGUUGGCAUGGUGGAUGCAGGAACUUUUGGCAGGAUGGUCCAGGCUCAGCUGCCAGCUCCAGCGCCCCACCCCCUGGAAACUCCAUGCCUUCUAUGGAUAACAACACUGAAGGCUUGGCCAAGAUCUCUGCCCCAGGCAUCUUAAUGGUCACUGGAGCCAUCACCCAUGCUCCCUGCUUCCCCUUCCGGGUUGUCUUCUGUUCCGACGAGGUAGUCGCCUUACUUUGUCCUUGGUUGUUUGAGUCCCAUUGACGCUCUCACUUGACCAUGACUACUGACUCAUCAUCUUUACCUCCUUUCAUUUCAUUUCUUAGUCCUGCUCCAGGGGUUGAGCUGUACAAUUACAUAUGUGUGUUGUAUGUGAGUGCCUGCAGGAGUCUUUACCUCCUUUCAUUUCAUUUCUUAGUCCUGCUCCAGGGGUUGAGCUGUACAAUUACAUAUGUGUGUUGUAUGUGAGUGCCUGCAGGAGUGUGCAAGUGUGGGCCCUCAUGCCUGUGUGGCUGGCGGUCUGAGGUUGACUCUGGGUGUGUUCCUCUAUUUCUCUCCAUCAUGUGUUCUGAGCCAGAUCUCUCCCAAGAUCUGGGAAGUCACCAGUGUGGCUUGAUCAGGUAGACAGUGAGUCCCAGGAAUCCUCUUCUUUCUGCCUAGCAGCCCUAGGAUUAGGGGUGUUCCUGCCAGGCCUGAGUUUUGAGUGAGUGCUUGGGGAUCCUAUCUCAGGCUCUCUUGCCUAUGAGCCAGACACUUUCCCAGCCACCUGGCUCCCCAGCCCUGAGCUGUACACUUGGAAUCAAUUGCAAUCUACCUUCAAACAACACCAGCUCUUUCCUGAGUCGUAAAGCCCCCAGGCACACUGUGCUCCCACUUCCUGCCUCACAGUCUUUGGUGAGGUGUUUCUUGGAUGAGAAGACCAGGAUGUGUUCCUCACACUCACAAGACAGCAGGCAGCAUCUUCCCGAGCACUUUCCAGUGCCUUAGGUGUGUUGCUGCUGCUCUCAAAACGACAAGCACGUUUCAAAAGCUGGUGCUGCAAGAGAGACUCUAAUUAUGCCUUGAUUGGAGUUGUCAUGGUGAUGCCAUUGGAAUACCUUUCAUCGUGCAACAUCAUUUACCUCUAUGACUGUGUCGUGCCAACCCCUCCCAGCCCUUUUGAAAUAGACAGACAUUCCCCCAGUGCCCCAUUCUGAUUUUCUCUCAUGAGAGGUUGGAGAUACGUGUUCCUUAAAUGUCGUGACUCAGUGUGAGGCCCUGUGAGGACUGUGGACAGGAGGCGGUGGCAGAGGUGUAGGUUGGUAAUCUCAUCCCGAAACCGCUGUGCCAGAGGAAAUCAAUAACCUGGGAGAAAAAGAGAUUUUUCUGAACGGAUGGAGUGUGGGUGGUUGCCUAGGUUACCAGGAGAGAGCCAGGGCUCAUGGAGACUGCCACGUGACCAGCCUCAUUCUGCAGGACCCCGACCUGAAGCAAGAGUGUGGGGGAGCAUGUUCAGUGUUUCAGAGCCUUCUCAACAUUAGGAGUUUCCUGAAGGUGCUCUGAGCCUGUUUGUGAGAAGCAGAGUCAGAGAGGACAAGAACAGGGCCUCGGCCACUAGCUACAGGGCCCAUUGGAUUCUCAGUGAGAGUGUCCAAAUGGGGCAGUUCCUUUCCUCCUGCUGGCAACCCAGAGAGGGUCUGUGAACACCUGUGCAGUCCUGGUCCCAGUGCCACAGAUGCUCUGCUUUCUGGGCCGACUGCCCUGUUGUGCUGCAUGUGCGGGUGCUUUCACAAAAGGGCUAAAAUGGAACAAGCUCAGAAUCCAUGGUCUGGUGGUUGCACAAAGGAAUUCUCAAGAUUGCAGAAAGAACCUCUCCCUCACCUUCCCCCCUCCAUCUCUCCCUCUCUCUCAGUGUCUCUGUUAGGACACAGAAGAGAGGAAAUUGUCAUACGUUACACACCAUAUAUUCACUCACAGGCUGUAAUUCUGAGUUAAAUGAGCUUGACUAUAUGUAUACAUGUAUACUUCAUGACCUCACUGUGUGUGGAACCAAAAAUGGUCAUAUCGUUUUCACAAUGAUAAAAUAAGUUGUUCAUCA
Peromyscus californicus insignis is the source of this 5204-nucleotide messenger RNA. Its product is annotated as protein FAM156A/FAM156B-like. NCBI's taxonomy places the organism in Eukaryota, Metazoa, Chordata, Mammalia, Rodentia, Cricetidae. Gene Ontology annotation, cellular component: nucleus. The transcript is spliced from 2 exons. Gene Ontology annotation, biological process: epigenetic programing of female pronucleus. The record is from RefSeq and is a predicted model, not a curated record.